Apodemus sylvaticus (European woodmouse) is the source of this 5131-nucleotide messenger RNA. It is a transcript of the gene Stk10, whose product is annotated as serine/threonine kinase 10. Bases 115 to 3027 code for a protein of 970 amino acids. Gene Ontology annotation, molecular function: protein serine/threonine kinase activity; ATP binding. Lineage: Eukaryota; Metazoa; Chordata; Mammalia; Rodentia; Muridae. The record is from RefSeq and is a predicted model, not a curated record. The transcript is spliced from 19 exons. Gene Ontology annotation, biological process: protein phosphorylation.
CUGGCCGCGGUUCCGGCAGCUCCCUGCGGCCGCGGGCGCACUCGGCCGGUGCUGCGCUGCUGGGAGGGCGGCUCUCCGAAGCCGCGCGUCCUGUCGUCGCGCCCCUGGUCCAGCAUGGCUUUCGCCAAUUUCCGCCGCAUCUUGCGUUUAUCCACUUUCGAGAAGAGAAAGUCCCGGGAAUACGAGCACGUCCGCCGGGACCUGGACCCCAACGACGUAUGGGAGAUCGUGGGCGAGUUGGGAGACGGCGCCUUCGGUAAAGUCUACAAGGCCAAAAACAAGGAGACCGGCGCCCUGGCGGCAGCCAAAGUCAUCGAGACUAAGAGUGAGGAGGAGCUGGAGGACUACAUCGUGGAGAUCGAGGUCCUGGCCACCUGCGACCACCCGUACAUCGUGAAGCUCCUAGGGGCCUAUUACUACGAUGGGAAGCUAUGGAUCAUGAUUGAGUUCUGUCCUGGGGGAGCUGUGGACGCCAUCAUGCUGGAGCUGGAUCGAGGCCUCACUGAGCCCCAGAUUCAGGUCGUAUGCCGCCAGAUGUUGGAGGCCCUUGACUUCCUGCACAGCAAGAGGAUCAUCCACCGAGAUCUGAAAGCUGGCAACGUGCUUAUGACCCUGGAGGGGGACAUCAGGCUGGCUGAUUUUGGCGUGUCUGCCAAGAAUCUGAAAACUCUGCAAAAGCGAGAUUCCUUCAUAGGAACGCCUUACUGGAUGGCCCCUGAGGUGGUGCUGUGCGAAACCAUGAAGGACGCCCCCUAUGACUACAAGGCCGACAUCUGGUCCUUGGGCAUCACUAUGAUCGAGAUGGCGCAGAUCGAGCCCCCACACCACGAGCUCAACCCCAUGCGGGUCCUGCUCAAGAUCGCCAAGUCGGACCCUCCCACCCUGCUCACACCCUCCAAGUGGUCUGUGGAGUUCCGAGACUUUCUGAAGAUAGCCUUGGAUAAGAACCCAGAAACCCGGCCCAGCGCUGCACAGCUGCUGCAGCAUCCCUUCGUCAGCAGGGUCACCAGCAAUAAGGCUCUUCGGGAGCUGGUGGCCGAGGCAAAGGCCGAGGUGAUGGAGGAAAUUGAGGAUGGCCGGGAGGAUGCCAAGGAAGAUGGCGAGGAGGAGGAUGCUGUGGAUGCUGUCCCGCCCCUAGUCAACCACACCCAGGACUCCACCAAUACAACUCAGCCAAGCCUCAACUCAGACAAGCUUCACCAGGAUUCCUCCACCCCCCUGCCUCCCAGCCAGCCUCAGGAGCCUGUGAAUGGCCCCUGUAGCCAACCCUCAGGGGAUGGAUCCCUCCAAACCACCAGCCCCACAGAUGGGGUCUCCAAGAAUGACAACAACUUAAAAGUUCCUGUUCCCCUCCGGAAGUCCCGGCCACUGUCCAUGGACGCCAGAAUUCAGGUGGACGAAGAGAAACAAAUCACUGACCAGACUGAGAACCCCAGUCCUGGAGCCAGCAAGUCCCAAAAGGCCAACCAGAGCCGACCUAACAGCAGCGCUCUGGAGACUUUGGGUGGCGAGACUAUGUCCAAUGGUAGCCUGGAACUCCCCAGCUCUGUCACCCCAAGCCAUUCCAAGAGGGCAUCGGACUGUAGCAACCUGUCUACCUCAGAGAGCAUGGACUACGGCACCUCCCUGUCUGCUGACCUGUCACUGAACAAAGAAACGGGCUCAUUGUCUCUCAAGGGGUCAAAACUGCACAACAAGACCCUGAAGCGGACCCGCCGGUUCGUGGUGGAUGGCGUGGAGGUAAGCAUCACCACCUCCAAGAUCAUCAGCGAGGAUGAGAAGAAAGAUGAGGAGAUGAGAUUUCUCAGGCGCCAGGAACUCCGGGAGCUUCGGCUUCUGCAGAAAGAAGAACAUCGGAACCAGACGCAGCUGAGCAGCAAGCACGAGCUGCAGCUGGAGCAGAUGCACAAACGUUUUGAACAGGAAAUCAACGCCAAGAAGAAGUUCUAUGACGUGGAGCUAGAAAACCUGGAGCGGCAGCAGAAGCAGCAGGUGGAGAAGAUGGAGCAGGACCACAGCCUGCGCCGCAGAGAGGAGGCCAAGAGGAUCCGCCUGGAGCAGGAUCGAGACUACGCCCGGUUCCAGGAGCAGCUCAAGCAGAUGAAGAAGGAGGUGAAGACCGAGGUUGAGAAACUGCCCCGGCAGCAGCGGAAGGAGAGCAUGAAGCAGAAGAUGGAGGAGCACUCGCAGAAGAAACAGCUGCUGGACCGGGACUUUGUAGCCAAGCAGAAGGAAGACCUGGAGCUGGCCAUGAAGAAGCUCACGGCGGAAAACAAGCGUGAGAUCUGUGACAUGGAGCGUGACUGCCUGAGCAAGAAACAGGAGCUCCUCCGAGACCGCGAGGCAGCCCUGUGGGAGAUGGAGGAGCACCAGCUGCAGGAGCGACAUCAGCUGGUGAAGCAGCAACUUAAGGACCAGUACUUCCUGCAGCGGCAUGACCUGCUGCGGAAGCACGAGAAGGAGCGGGAACAGAUGCAGCGCUACAACCAGCGCAUGAUGGAGCAGCUGAAGGUCAGACAGCAGCAGGAGAAGGCGCGGCUACCCAAGAUCCAGAGGAGCGACGGCAAGACGCGCAUGGCCAUGUACAAGAAGAGCUUGCACAUCAAUGGCGCGGGCAGCGCCUCCGAGCAGCGCGAGAAGAUCAAGCAGUUCUCCCAGCAGGAGGAGAAGAGGCAGAAGGCGGAGAGGCUGCAGCAGCAGCAGAAACACGAGAACCAGAUGCGAGACAUGGUGGCGCAGUGCGAGAGCAACAUGAGCGAGCUGCAGCAGCUGCAGAACGAAAAGUGUCACCUGUUGGUAGAGCAUGAGACCCAGAAGCUCAAGGCCCUGGAUGAGAGUCACAACCAGAGCCUGAAGGAAUGGCGGGACAAGCUUCGGCCCCGCAAAAAGGCCCUGGAAGAGGAUUUGAACCAGAAGAAGCGGGAACAGGAAAUGUUCUUCAAAUUAAGUGAGGAGGCAGAGUCCUUACCCAACACACCCAACAGAGCCAGCAAGUUCUUCCCCUACAGCUCUGGGGAUGCUUCCUAACACCCACACGCCUGGGCUGUGGUGGGCAGCAUGGCCACUGGGGCCUCCAAGCCUCAGUGAACAAGUGACUCAGGACCGCUUCCUCUUGCUUCUGUGCCAGCUCCAACUACCCAGCCCCCUGCAGCGCCGCAGUUGUCCACAGUGCCAGCCCUGCGCUUCUGGCGGAUGACCUCCUCAAGACUUAGAGUCCCAUCACCUGGAAGUGAUUUGCGCUGGUGAGGUCAGGGGCCAGGCAGGAUGGGUGUGCCCCUCCUGUUAGCCCAAACACCAGCUCUACCUUCUGUGAGCACAAACGCUACUGUUGACAUCACCGUGAACUCAUCCUUAAUGUGAUCCUUGUGGGUUUUGGUUUUUUUCUUCAAUAAUUCCUCACAGUGUCAGAAAACAUUCCUAAGAGCCAUUUUGGUUCUCAGUGGCCAGCUCUCGAGUGUCCUCAGGCCCCUGCUUCACAAGGUGACUUUGUGCUUGAUGAGACGCUGUGUAUGUGGGCAUAGGAAACGGGGAGGCCAGAAAUGUUCGUUCUGCUGGAUUCUAACGUUUUAUUCAUCCCAUCUUAUUUUCCUGCUCCCUGUGAGACACACACAUACACAUACCACACACACACAGUGCAAACACACAACUUGGCCCCCCUGACACCACCCAGGCUGCCUCUGCCGUGGCCUCCUAGGACCGGAUGCAUUGGAACCUGCUUGCUGCCUCCUGAGCCUGAGCCCCAGCCACCGAGCAUGUCAGGUGGAGCAGCUGGUGGGCCAUGCUGAGUGCUGGCACCGGAGCCCAGAGAAGGCACAGGCUGUACUGCCAGCUUGCAACUCAUUUGGCUGCACAUAGGACCCCGUGUUCAGGGGUACGCUCCCCUCCACACUUGACUUCUGCCGCCUAGCAUGUGCCAAUCUCAGCCUCGCCCGCUUGUCGGCAGGUACCCAGGAAGGCUCUUGACCUUCGCCCUAGUCCUGUACUGAAGUCCCGCUGUGCAAGUCAGGGAGAAACGCUUCCCACCUACCUUUCCAUGCUGAGCUCAGGAAAAUGCCGAGCCUCUAUGCCUGGGCCUUCGGGGUGCUCAGGUAGCCUUCCCAAGAUGCUGAGCCCUAUAGGCUCCCGUACCCAGAAUGCAUUCGCUGAUAAAGCUGCCUAAGUGCUCAGUUACAGCACAGGUAAAUGGCGGACUGCCUCGAUCCCCUCUUCAAAAAGCUCCUUCCCUAGGAUGAUGGUGGGCGGGAUGGGGAGUGGGGCCCAGGCAGUUGAGCCUGGCGAGUGGCUGAGACCUCAGCGGGAUUUCUCCUUCACUGCCCGAUGCUGAAGCAAGGUUCUAGAAAGUCUCCUCAGAUGAAAACUGGGUGCUUGCGGGGGAGAAUAGGCUAGGGAAAAAAAAUAGGAAAACAGGUCUUGGGACUCCCAGAUCUUGUGUGCAGUAAGGAGGCCAGUCCACAGAGUCCCAGGAAGGCAAUAGUUCUCAGGGUAGCGAGCCGUCAGGCUGGCACCAAGGAGUCCUGGGGAACAGUUGACUUCCUUCUUUCCAGUGCGUGGGUGCUGGGAAACACGAGUCGUCAGAGGGCAGGGGUAGGACUUAGAGAUGACAAGAGGGCAAGGCAAGGCCACACCUGCAGGUGGUGGGCAGGAUGGGUGCUCGGCCGUGGUUUACAAUCUCAGUUUGCUUACAUUCGGGGCACUUGACAGUGGCUGUUAGGCACAAAGCCAGUUUUGUGGUUCAAGUCACCGUCCUUGACCACUCCCUGACAUCAUUCAUACUGUUCCAGUCCUUUGUUGUGUCCAUGCUCAGGACCGCCUGAGCCCUGGUAGCUCUGCUGUGCCUUUUGGAGUGGGGUCUAGCCUAGUCUUCCAGCUUCAUAAUUUAGCAUAAGUGCAGUGCCUGCCACUGAUGAAGGCCCACACAGUAUUCCUCAUGCCCUGUGCUAACGUUUUCUGUAUGGGAACAGGCAGAAAUGUUUUUAGCGCAGUAAAUAUAACUAACUUAUAUUUCCCUUCAUGAAGGAUAGAAGUAACGUGUAUGUCAUUUCCAAUCCAAGCACCGUGUAUAAUUUUUGUAAACUGUUCUCUUCGAACAAAAAAUGUAAAUAUGCUUCUAAUAAAAUAAUAAGGUAAUUUG